Molecule: messenger RNA, 3047 nt
Organism: Coregonus clupeaformis (lake whitefish)
Lineage: Eukaryota; Metazoa; Chordata; Actinopteri; Salmoniformes; Salmonidae
Product: alpha-adducin
Exons: 19
Coding region: 368-2947 (859 amino acids)
Biological process (GO): positive regulation of establishment of endothelial barrier; barbed-end actin filament capping; positive regulation of adherens junction organization
Cellular component (GO): plasma membrane; focal adhesion; postsynaptic density
Molecular function (GO): actin filament binding
Source: RefSeq, a predicted model, not a curated record
AGUUGAAAUUUAAAAUGUUUAAGGUAAGGGUUAUGGUUAAGGUUGGGGUAAGGUUAGGGUUUAGGGUAGUGACGUCCCAAGGAUUCCAGCUAGCACUAACCCAAGUGAGAGGGCGGUAGUGGGCGGAGCGUCGCAGUAACUACAAGCAGAAGCAGACCCCUUUGAAAGCGUAGCGGAUAAAAAUUGUGAAAAUAGCAGGCUCGCUUUCAACCAGAAGGUGCUGUCUUUCCAACCAUAUUUCAAAUAAACGAAGAAACGAUUUCAGAACAAUCUGAGAUGGUGGGUGUCAUGGCUUGCUGAAAGGACAUGGAACGACUCCUUAGUCAGACGACUUGGAGAGUUAAAUGGCGAGCUGACAGACCCGGUGAUGAAUGGUGACUCAGGUGCUGGGGUGGUGACUGCCCCCCCUCCCACCACUGCCCCCCACAAGGAGCGCUACUUUGACCGUGUGGAUGAGAGCAGCCCAGAGUACCAGCGUGAGAGAAACAUGGCUCCAGACCUCAGACAGGAUUUCAACAUGAUGGAGCAGAGGAAGAGGGUCUCCAUGAUCCUGCAGAGCCCGGCGUUUUGUGACGAGCUGGAUACGAUGAUCCAGGACCAGAUGAAGAGGGGAAAGACCCCCACCAGCCUGUUGGCCCUGCAGCAGAUAGCUGACUUCAUGACCACGAAUAUCCCCACCAUGUACCCCGCAGCGCCACAGGGAGGCAUGGCUGCACUCAACAUGAGUCUGGGUAUGGUAACCCCAGUGAAUGACCUGCGUGGAUCUGACUCCAUCUCCUAUGAGAAAGGAGAGAAACUGCUUCGUUGUAAGCUAGCUGCCUUCUACCGCCUGACAGACCUCUUUGGCUGGUCCCAGCUCAUCUACAACCACUUAACUGUCAGGAUGAAUUCAGAUCAGGAGAGGUUCAUUGUUGUCCCUUUUGGGCUUCUGUACAGUGAAGUCUCCGCCUCCAGUCUGGUGAAGAUUAAUAUACAAGGGGAGAUCGUGGACCGGGGGAGCACCAAUCUAGGGGUCAACCUGGCUGGCUUCACUCUCCACUCAGCAAUCUACGCAGCCCGGCCAGACGUCAAGUGCAUUGUACACGUCCACACACCGGCCGGAGCUGCAGUGUCGGCCAUGAAGUGUGGCCUGUUGCCCAUCUCUCCAGAGGCCAUGACCCUGGGGGAAGUGGCCUACCAUGACUACCACGGCAUCCUCGUAGAUGAGGAGGAGAGCGUCCUUAUACAGAAGAACCUGGGGCCAACCAGCAAGGUUCUGAUCCUUAGAAACCAUGGUCUGGUGUCUGUUGGGGAGACUGUGGAGGAAGCCUUCUACUAUAUCCACAACCUGGUCACUGCAUGUGAGGUCCAGGUGCGCACCCUAGCCAAUGCUGGAGGGCCUGAUAACCUGGUGAUGCUGGACCCUGCUAAGUACAAAUCCCGGCCGCGGUGCUCUGAGCAUGUCGAGGGCUCCACACACCCAAAGUGGCUGGUCGGGGAGCAGGAGUUUGAGGCUUACAUGAGGAUGCUGGAUAACCUGGGUUACAGGACAGGCUACCCCUACAGGUGCCCUGCCCUGCGAGACAAAGCAAAAAAGUUCAGCAGCGACGUAGAGAUCGCUCCCUCUGCCACGGGCUAUUCCUAUGCCGAGGACAGUGACUCGGGCGCUCGCUCCCCUCUCAAGCACAGCUUUCAGAGGCAGCAGCGUGACAAGACCCGCUGGCUCAACUCGGGCCGGCCGGACGAUGCCAACGAGGAAGGGCCUGACGGUGGCAGCCCCAAGUCGAAGACUAAGGUGUGGACGAACAUUACACACGAUCACGUCAAACCCUUGCUGCAGUCUCUCUCGUCCGGUGUCUGCGUGCCAAGCUGUAUUACCAACUGCUUGUGGAUGAAUGAGGAAGGGAUGCGACAGGCUGCAGUGGCCAAUCAGUUUGUCCCGCUCAACACAAACCCCAAAGAGGUGCUGGAGAUGAGGAACAAGAUCCGAGAGCAGAACCUUAAGGACAUCAAGACUGCAGGGCCUGAGUCCCAGGUGCUGUGUGCUGGAAGCAUGGUGGACCGCUCCUUUGUCCAGGGAGAGCUGGUGACAGCGUCUAAGGCCAUCAUAGAGAAGGAGUACCAGCCCAGAGUCAUCAUCAACCAGAAAGGCCCCAACCCCUUCAACAAGCAGUUCGACCAGGAGCUGGAGGAAUACCGCAAGGAGGUGGAACUCAAACAGAAAGGACCCGAUGUACAGGGUGAAGAGUCCUCCACAGCCAGCACACAGCUCCCUUCACCUGGGCCUGGGGAGGGAGGCCUGUCCCCCUCUACCUCCCCACAGAAGCCUGCACUGAAACCAAAGCCCCUCUGUGUCCCAGAGAAGUGUCUAGAGGUCUCUGAGUCCCACCCCACAGCCUCCACGGCCACCCCUACCACCACCUCCUCUCUCCCCAGCCGAGACACCCUGACCGAGUCGGGGGAAGGUCAGGAGAGCCCUGGGACGUCUGCAGGGUCGGGGCCCAGGGGCUACGGGGGAGAUUCCCACCCAGAGUCUCCUCACAAGGAGUUUCACUGUGCCGUGCUGAAGGCCCUCAGCACCACCAACACAGAGCUGGCAGCCCUCACCCUCCCUGAGGCUCCAGACGCGUUACCGGAGCCUAAGGAAGAGGUAAAGGGUCAGAGUCAGACCUGCACGCCCCCCAGCACCCCUGUCAGAGCAGAGGAAGGAGAUGGAAAUGCUAAAGAGUACCUGUUGCCAUAUCUAUGGUCCAAGCCAACGACAGUGGAGAGAUCUGAGAUAGACCCAGCAACAAAUCUCUUUUUAGAGUCCCAGCCGGAGCACACCUAUAAGGAUGAGAGUGACCAGCCUACACUGAGACAGACCCUCACUGACCUGACCCCAGAUGACAAACCCUCCGACACCCCAGCCCCGCACCCUCCCCGCCGAAGACCCCGCUCCCGCCGCCACCGAACAGCCCGCCACUGAGGGGGAGGAGCUUGCUGAUGCUUCCGCCGCCUGUGACCAUGACGGUGAACAGGACGGCGACGAAUCCCCCAGCAAAUCACCUUCCAAGAAGAAGAAGAAG